Messenger RNA from Trichophyton verrucosum HKI 0517, 1527 nucleotides. RefSeq lists its product as uncharacterized. The record is from RefSeq and is a predicted model, not a curated record. The transcript is spliced from 2 exons. Lineage: Eukaryota; Fungi; Ascomycota; Eurotiomycetes; Onygenales; Arthrodermataceae. Gene Ontology annotation, cellular component: trans-Golgi network. Bases 1 to 1527 code for a protein of 508 amino acids. Gene Ontology annotation, biological process: Golgi to plasma membrane protein transport.
AUGGCUACCUCUCGAGAUAGCCCCGCGCCUGUCUUGCCCGGCCGAGCCCUUGGAUUCCUCACUCUUGGGGCAUCACUGCACCACGUCGUUACCCGUCUUAAGUCUCUUCCCGAGAUAUACAAGGCAUUAGAACUAGGCUAUGACAUCGCCAAACCUCUCCAGGAGCCUGUCAUACUACAACUUCCAGAGAACGGUUUGCGACUUCGUUUUGAUGGGCCUGACCAACGCCUGCGACUGAUAGAAGUUUUGGAUUUCAGCAAGAUCCCCCUCGUCUACAAGACCCAUGAGGUAGUAAAGCCAUCAAAAUCACCCUCUGAUCCACCAGGAUUUGGUCCUGGGUUUCGCCACAUAUACAACAGGUUGUUUGGACCAACUUAUCCCGGAGAGUACACCCCUCCUGUUGCGGGAGAAACGCAUGGGACCUAUGUCUUAUCAUAUCCUGGAGUUGCAUUCUCAUUCUCUCUAUUGCAUAGCGCAUGGACAGAAAAGCAGGAUUUUGUCUCACUGAUGUCUUCCUCUGCUGCAUCCGCUGCCUUGUCUAUGGCAAUAUUUCAGGGAUCAUCUUGGUCGGAUGGGCAAAGCAACUUGUUUACCCGUCAACCUCAAUACCCACGAUCGAGCGCACUAAUGGGCAAGAACAAGGAGUCUGUUGCAGAUGAGGUUGAACUCGUCAAAGUUCAUGAGGGCGGACAUAUUGAGCUUAUCAGGCGAUCAAGCAACCCCUUUUGGAUCAUUUUCGGCGAAACAACUCCUCAAGAUCUUAUCACGGAAUUAGGGCCCCCAGAUGCCAUCUAUCGAAAAAGUGACAGCCGUAUCCUAAUCCACGGUGAAGGAGAGAAGAAUGUAGCUGGAACGACUAAUGGAGGAGGCAACUUACCUACUCCACCCACUGAUCCCUCAGAUAUUGAUCCACAAUUUGAUAGCGCCUUGACUGAUGAAUCGGAAGAGGAUUCAGGCGCAGCAACAAAUGAAGAAUCCGCAUUGCCGAGUGACUGUUUCUAUAAUUAUUUCAGCCAUGGCUUCGACAUCUUAGUUGCCCCAUCUACAUCUGGUCGCCGCUCGCCAGGGUCACCCACAAGAGAAUUAUAUGCGACAGGGGGUACACCAGAACUUGUCACAUCGAAAAUCAUACUACAUGGCAAUGUCCCAGGAUCGUACCCUUUCAACCGACAUAGGCGCUGCAGGUGGAUGCUACAUUUUGGUUCCAACAAGGAGACAAUCACAUCUGAAACACCAUACGGAGAAAUUUCUCCAAUACUUAAGGAACGAUGGCGAGGCAGCUAUGCUAGCCCUGCAGAAGAAGCUUCCUUCCAGAGGGGUAUGGUGCUCAAUCGCGGAUGGGGUGAGACUCCGGGAAGUAGCAUCGAAUUAUUGGGCAGUUGGGAAGAAAAUCCAUCCAAUAAAAACAAAACAGAUCAUAACCCAGAAAUACCUAGUUCAUUGGGGAAUACUGAACUAUACGGAUUCCCGGGUCUACUUUUUGAAGUCCUUAAGAAUGGCUCUGUCAAUUGUUUGACUGUGUAUUAA